This is a messenger RNA of Penicillium subrubescens, 1083 nucleotides long. RefSeq names its product NAD(P)-dependent alcohol dehydrogenase. Gene Ontology annotation, molecular function: alcohol dehydrogenase (NADP+) activity; zinc ion binding. Gene Ontology annotation, biological process: alcohol metabolic process. The coding region runs from base 1 to 1083 and encodes 360 amino acids. The transcript is spliced from 2 exons. The record is from RefSeq and is a predicted model, not a curated record. Lineage: Eukaryota; Fungi; Ascomycota; Eurotiomycetes; Eurotiales; Aspergillaceae.
AUGGGAUCCACCGAUUACAAAUUCGAGGGCUGGAUGGGCCUCGACAAGGAGGCCGCCAAGGGCAAGAUGGUCUGGCAAGAGUUCGAGCCCAAGCCAUGGGAGGAGACCGACAUUGACAUGCGAGUGACGCAUUGCGGUAUCUGUGGUUCUGAUAUGCACACCCUGCGCAGCGGAUGGGGACCCACGCAAUAUCCCUGCUGUGUUGGACACGAAGUAGUUGGCGUCGCUGUCCGUGUUGGCUCCAAGGCCGAGGGAAAUAUUAAGGUCGGAGACCGUGUUGGUGUUGGUGCGCAGAGCGGAUCCUGCCAGAAUUUCGAUGGCAACUGUGAAUCCUGCGCCAAGGGCCUCGAGCAAUACUGCAACCGCAUGACUGGCACCUAUAACGGCACAUACGCCAAUGGCGGCAAGUCAUAUGGCGGUUAUUCGCUGUACAACCGGUCACCGUCGCACUUUGUUAUCAAGAUCCCCGAUGAGAUCCCCUCUGCUGAGGCUGCACCCAUGCUCUGCGGUGGUAUCACCACCUAUUCUCCCCUGCGCCAGAACGGCUGUGGCCCUGGCAAGAAGGUUGGCAUUGUUGGUGUUGGUGGUCUAGGUCACUUUGGUAUCCUGUUCGCCAAGGCGCUGGGUGCCGAUCGUGUCGUCGCCAUCUCUCGCAAGGCCAACAAGAAGGAGGACGCGUUGAAGCUGGGCGCCGAUGCUUAUAUCGCGACUGACGACGACGCCGACUGGGUUCAGAACCACGGUCAAUCCCUGGACCUGAUCAUCUCCACUGUGUCAUCGUCGAAGAUGCCCAUUCUCGGAUAUUGCCAACUGCUGCGCCCUCGCGGCACCCUCGUUCAGCUGGGUGCUCCCGAGGAUGGUGGUCUUGAGAUUCCGUUUUUCGCAUUGAUUGCCAAGGGUAUCAAGCUCGGUGGUUCCAUGAUUGGAAGCCCCGAUGAGAUUCGGGAGAUGCUGGAUCUUGUCGUGGCCAAGAAGAUCAAGCCGUGGGUUGAGGAGCGGCCCAUGAAGGAGGCUAACCAGGCGAUCCAGGACAUGGAUGCUGGUAAGGCUCGUUACCGUCUGGUGUUGGUGAACGAGUGGUAA